Molecule: messenger RNA, 1087 nt
Organism: Camponotus floridanus (Florida carpenter ant)
Lineage: Eukaryota; Metazoa; Arthropoda; Insecta; Hymenoptera; Formicidae
Product: dopamine N-acetyltransferase
Exons: 4
Coding region: 183-971 (262 amino acids)
Molecular function (GO): N-acetyltransferase activity
Source: RefSeq, a predicted model, not a curated record
UGCUAUCACAAUGCAGUGUUAGAUUACUGUUCGACGAUAGCACCCGAGCAUUGUGCUUGGAACUUGCUUCUACGAGCAACACGCAAUUUAUACAACGACGUUCUCGCGGUCGAACAAUUUUCGAAUAUUAUUUCAUUGAACGAAGAAGUGCAAUAAAAUUCGUGAAUCUUCUAUUAUUCAUCAUGGAGGAAGUACAUGCAUCAAAUCUAGUUGAUGCGAUGCAUAUCGACAGCGACAAAACCACUACCAGUUUCGUAAAAAAAGCACCAAAAAUUAUGAGAUACUCGUUGGCCGAUUCGGCCGAUGGAUUGAGCAGUGGUAUGGACUAUCACAUCGAGAUGAUUAACAAGGAUGAUAAAUUAAAGGUGUUAAAAUUCUUGAGAAGGUUCUUCUUCAGGGACGAACCGCUCAAUCAGAGUAUUCAAUUGAUUCCGGAAGGCGAGGACAGUACUUGCGACGAAUUGGAAGAUUAUUGCAGCCAUUCAUCGUUUGAAAAUAACUUGAGUCUAAUGGCAGUUACUGCGAGUGGUGCAAUAAUUGGUGUUCUGCUCAAUGGUAAAUCAGAGCCUCCACCGGACGAAGAGCCAGAAUACAUAGAGUCAUGUAAAAAUGCAAAAUUUAAAAAAAUACUGAAGCUACUGCAUUAUGUAGAUAAAAAUGUGAAUGUGAGUGGACGAUUUCAAAAUUUAAACGUCUUGGAGAUCAAAAUAAUUUCAGUAGAUACAAAUUGGAGAGGAAAAGGCGUUGCAAAGGCUCUCAUAGAAAAAACGCUAGAAAUUGCAAAGGAGCAAGGAUUUCAUUAUGUUAGGGCGGAUUGCUCGUCUUCAUUCUCCGGCAAACUUUGUGAACGAAUUGGUUUUGACACGACAUACAAACUCAAUUAUAGCGAUUACGUGGAUGAAGAAGGAAAACCAAUCUUUUCACCUUCUUCGCCUCAUACAGCAGUCGUCAGUUAUAUAAAGAAAUUAUGAAGAGAAUAAGAAAGAAAUUAAAAAAAGAGAUUAAAUUAAAAAUUGAAAUUAUAAUGAAAAGUUGAUUCUUGAAAACGAUAAUAAGUUUAAUUUGACAAGAAAAUAUUAAAGAUAUA